GUAAACGCCACAGACAUGGUAAAAAAGUGCACAUUGCCAAUGGAUGCAGCUCGCUUGCGACUUCUCAAGGAGGAAAAAAGGCGAGAGGAACGCAUCAAAUUGGCAAUUGCUAAAGGCAAACAAACCGUACUUCCAACGCAAACGAAAAGCAUAAAGCUAAGUAAAUUUGAGCACUGUAGCGACGAAGGACCCCUUGUAGUGUUUGCCGAAGAAUUGGCUUAUCCGUUUGGCUGUUUUGGCAAAUAUCAAGCCGUUCGGAAAUACCAAUCUGGUUUUAACAUCGGUAAAGAGUACAGCAAGAAGAAAUUGGAGACAAAAACAAAAGGCUGGGCAACUAUAAGGGACCACAUGUUGAAUGAAAAAUCGACAAACACUGCAGCCAAUGGCGUUAGUGAGAAACCAAGCUUAGAGAAUAAUGAAUCGAAUUACGAUUUGUCUCAAACGCAGUUUAGGUUACCUAAAUUAAAAUCGGGCCAGACACCUUCAGAGGUCGAGGACACUACUGCAAAGUUGGAAUUUUCGGGGAAAAAUACUGAACUUCCAAAACUGCCUGCGCAGGAGUAUAUCGAUAAUUUCCGACGAGAUGCGGCCGAAUUUGAGCGAAGUUUGAUCGGAAUGGGCCGUGGGAAUGCUGAAAGGAGAUUGCUUAAGGGAAAACCACGAGAAUUAAGCUUGCUGCCACGAAUUGACGAACGUAGCUCGUUGUUCACAGGCAAUACAGAUAAACUUCUACCAAAAGACGACCAUUUUCGUCUGCCUAAACUACAACAAAAGAGGGAGGAUAGUUCCUUGGAAUUUCAGAGUAAGAAAAAAAGAAAAACUAGAAAUAAUAGUGAAACUAAAAAGUAUGAUCCCAAACGUUCGAUGAGUCACACUGAAAGAAAGGCAGCCAUUCAGAGGGAGCAAGCAAAAUGGUGUAAAAUGACAUUUCAGUCCAAUGCCUAUACUUGACUAACGGCUGUUUGUGGAGCAUAUUAAUUCCAAAACGAUGAGAAUGAAUAUAUUUUUUGAUACUGGAAUACAUAUUUUUAAUGUAUGAAGUGUAAAUAUGUAAGGAUAUGUCAAUAAAAUCGAGACGAAGAUGCGGUGCCAGAAAUACGAUUAUUUACGAAGUAUAAUCCUUAGGUGGUUUAAUCAAAGUUUAUUAAAGUCUUUAGUUGUGUACAGAACACUAAUCAUUCUUAAGCCGGGCACUGUGUUGCCAUUGUCAUGUAUAUAGCCUUGUGUAUAGUAAAGAACGUAAAAAGGAAAUAAAAGGGGCUUAGUAUCUUGUUAAUUUUCAACAGAGCUUAAUAACACUCGCGUGUCUAAAAGGCCAUACACUCAAUGUGCCUUUUCCGAAUCACGGAAGUGUUUUUAACUCUCUCCAGACUCCAUGUAGUCACAGAAUAAAGACAUACAGAAGUGUAACUUCCAUUACAAAACCGUAAGGCGCUUU
Molecule: messenger RNA, 1438 nt
Organism: Paramuricea clavata
Lineage: Eukaryota; Metazoa; Cnidaria; Anthozoa; Malacalcyonacea; Plexauridae
Source: the annotation of a GenBank genome assembly